Fomitiporia mediterranea MF3/22 is the source of this 1005-nucleotide messenger RNA. Its product is annotated as Pkinase-domain-containing protein. The transcript has a single exon. Gene Ontology annotation, molecular function: ATP binding; tau-protein kinase activity; protein serine/threonine kinase activity. Gene Ontology annotation, biological process: intracellular signal transduction; protein phosphorylation; microtubule cytoskeleton organization. The record is from RefSeq and is a predicted model, not a curated record. Gene Ontology annotation, cellular component: cytoplasm. Lineage: Eukaryota; Fungi; Basidiomycota; Agaricomycetes; Hymenochaetales; Hymenochaetaceae. The annotation marks the transcript as partial.
AUGCCAAACACCUGUUCACCUCCGAAGGCUCAGCCUGUGCAGUACAAGGCCCCGCUUGGAACCCGCUGGGAAAAGGAGAAGGCAAACAUUCCUCGGACUGCCUUCGAUCUCCCAACAGACCCUCAUCAGAUUGGUCCCUGGAUUCUCGGAGAAUGCGUUGGGAAAGGGGCAAGUGGUCGCGUCAAAGUUGCCCGCCAUUGUGAGUCUGGUCAGAUGGCUGCAGUCAAGAUUCUGCCACUUGAGAAUAUGCUUUCCUCUCGCCACUCUCUCAACACUCGUGCAACCAAGGCAGAGAAGCACCGUAAUGGAAUAGACAAAGAAAUCAUCAUGAUGAAGCUCAUGGACCAUCCAAACGUCGUUCGCAUCUUUGAUGUCUUCGAGGGAGAGCGGGAUCUCUUCCUUGUUCUGGAAUAUGUCAACGGUGGAGAGCUCUUUGACUAUCUCGUAAACCAUGGCCGAAUGGAACCUCACAAGGCACUGUGCUACUUCAAGCAGAUUAUCUACGGACUUGCUUAUUCUCAUGCCUUUUCUGUCAUUCAUCGCGACCUCAAGCCGGAGAACAUUCUCAUAGCAAAUCUCAACCCUCCUCAUAUUAAGAUAGCAGAUUGGGGAAUGGCAGCCUUCGCUCCACCUGAACACCGUCUAGAAACAAGCUGCGGAAGCCCCCACUAUGCUAGUCCUGAAAUUGUGCGAGGAGAGCGCUAUCUUGGUACUGCCACUGAUAUCUGGAGCUGCGGCGUAAUUCUGUUCGCUCUGAUGACUGGUCGCCUUCCGUUUGAUGACAAAAGUAUUCGAGCUCUUCUUUUAAAGGUUAAGAGUGGAAAAUUCGAAAUACCUAGUUACGUCUUCCCUGAAGCAGCCGAUUUGAUUCGUCGUAUGCUCGUCGUUGAUGUUGAAAAGCGUAUUACUAUGCCCGACAUCCUUAGUCAUCCAUUCUUAAGUCACUCAACCUCUGGGAUUAUCUGCGUGUCACCGCCUUCUAUCUCUGAGUUGGACAGGCCUUUA